This is a messenger RNA of Dinoponera quadriceps, 6369 nucleotides long. RefSeq lists its product as uncharacterized. Gene Ontology annotation, biological process: vesicle-mediated transport. The transcript is spliced from 12 exons. Lineage: Eukaryota; Metazoa; Arthropoda; Insecta; Hymenoptera; Formicidae. The record is from RefSeq and is a predicted model, not a curated record. The coding region runs from base 509 to 3646 and encodes 1045 amino acids.
UAAUGUAGCCAGUUCAGUUAAAAAGAACACACCAUAUAUGUCUGUCCCGUAAAUGUUGCCACGCUUCCUCUUGCACGGCACGGGCCGGUCUUUCUGUACGAGUCUCUGGAUUGAAGAGACGAAAGGAAGGACCUCCUGAUCGCCGUAGUAGAGGUGGAGGGGGAGGAAAGAAGGAGCAUUCGUCGCGGAUCAACUUUGUCGUCGUAAUCGCUGGGAAAAAAAAAUGGCACAUCGUGCGUCUUGUCACUGGUCGACGACGUCGCCGCAAGGGUGGUGCGUUUCUACCGCGGGGAGACAAGGCGACGAGAAGACGCGGUGUUUCGACCGGUCGACGAAGAGCCGUCAAGAAGCGGCACCGUCGACACGUUAAGAUCAGCACACCGGAGCGCAGCCGCAACUUGAGCCCGCAGGCGAAAGAGAGUCGAAAAACUAGGCGAGCCUAGUUGACAUAACACCUUGACACAGUGACCGGUUGGUUGGCGGGCCGUGCUCGACAUAAACAAUCACCAUGGCGAAGGAGAUGAUGAUAGUAUUCGUUUACGACACUGCCAAGUGUUGUAAAGAGGAGGAUGACCCUGCCGAGGCGGUCAUGUACUUUCAUCCGGCCUGGGUGUCCCUGACGCAGAGGUUGGCCCUGGCAGGGCAGUUGAUGGGUGUGUAUCACUUCCUGUCGACGUCGUUCUCAGCUCCACGCUCCAUCACAUUGCAAGGUGGCAAGUUUGUGCUGGUGAAGCUCGGCCAAUACAUACUGGCGGUGGGGACCGACAGAAACAUACAAGACUGGAUACUCGAGAGACGCGCGGACAUACUGGAGUCGUUGUUGAAGUUUUUCCACUGUGAUCUCGUCAAGAUACUAGAAUCAUUCAACAAUGACCGGAACAGGUUCACCGAGAAACUGUAUCAGAUGUUUGAGACCUACCUGCCAAUUUUGCAAUACAGUGCCAAUUUAUUUUCGAACAUUCCCGUUAUUAAACUCCCGAAGAGCGCCAGCAACAUAUUUUUGGAGGCGAUCCAAAUGCUGCAACACUUUCAAGAGACAAAUGGCAUUUUGGGUGGAGCAUUGUUCUACAAUAAUAAAAUAGUUGCCACGCAGCUGGGCGCAGACUUAACGAAGCAGAUUGUCAUUACCGACCCUUACAGGAUAAAGGCUCCCGCAGAGAAGGUACCUACGGAAUUCCAUUUGCCAGUCGGUGUCCAGUUGCUGCAAGUGUACAUAGAACGGAAGCAGCUCGAGAAACUGGUGCAAGAAGCGAACAACGAACGUUAUUAUCACUCGUACUUGGACACCGCGAUGAGGAGGAUUCCUCAACAGAGGAAGAACACAGUGCUGCAGAAGGGAAGCAGCGCCAAGGAGCCGCCCGUCAGCGGCGCGUCUUCCGGCAUGAAGCGGGACACGUCGCGGAUCUUCACGGUGCUCGAGGAGGGCGAAGAGGGCGAGUCGGCGAAUUACAACGACAGCGAGCUGGCGAAGUCGCAGUACACACCGUCGGUGCCUCCUCCGGUGAGCUACGAUUCGCCACCGCCGGUCAGACGCAAGCAACAGGAGGCCAAGCAAGAGCGCGUGACCAUGAAGACCGCCGUUAGUGCUACCGCGAGCUCGCUCACGCCUAGCGUGUGCGCGACGCCGUUGAAGGACGUCAACCGGGUGCUGCACGACAUGGCCGUGCUCAUAUGCGGCGCGCCGGACGAGGACGAGAACGGCGAAGAGAGGAAGGAGAGCGAUCGGAGCGAACGCAAGACGUCGACGAGUUCGUCGAAGAACCACGACGACGACGACAUUCCUGACGUCGUCAAGGAGGCACUCAGAUGUAAACGCCUGAACAAGCUGAGGAACGCCACUUCGAAGGAAAGGCUGAUGAAGAGGAAGGAUUUCGACAGAAGGAGCGCCAGUUUGCCAGACUUGACGGCGGUCGACCCCUGCUCAGGCAGCUCUUCCAGAAUUUGCCUGCCGGAACUGAGCAAAACGUUAUCCAAAUUCGAUGAAGUUUCUCCGGACCGGAAGUCGGAUUCACUACACCGGAAGCCGCACGGCAACGAAGGCGACCGGCGGCACUCGCGCACCAUCACCGAUCCUUGCUUCCCCGUGUUUCGGUACGACGGCCUGCCGGUCUCGCAAUCCUUGUACGAACAGUAUGUCGCCUCCCGUUACGACUAUGAGCUACGCGACGAUGACAGCGGCGGCGGCGGCAACGUCUACGAACGUCGCAACAAUAAGUUGUCUGAAGAGCAGUUUGGUUGGGGAAAAUUGGCGAACGACUUGACGAAUGCAACAUCGCCAGGCACGGGCAACGGUCCGGCGACGACGAAUCCUCGCGAGGUAUGCACGCCCGAGGAUGGAUGCGCCUACGGCCUCAACAGAAGUCAGCAGCAGCAAUCCCUCGCCAGCAAGAGCAACCGAAGGUCGAUGAGGUUGCCGCUGAAGCCGAUAAGUCUAACGAACGAGGAGGAUCAUUGGGGAACGUGCAGUGGUUCGAAAUCGUGCAACUUGACGUAUCUACGGAAGGAUGGAUUGGACGGUCUGCAACUUACCCCAUUGAUAUCGAAGCUCAGCGUACUUGCGCACGAACAACGUUGCUGGGGCCCUCGGGACAAUACGCCAAACGAGAGCCGGCCGGACGCGACGGCCUGUGCAACCUUUGCCGGAAUUGCGCCUGCCACAGCUUACAACCUAACGGAACACCAAGUGGAGCAGCAGCAGCAGCGUCCAACAAAGCAGCAGUACCAAGUGGAGCAGCAGCAGCAGCGUCCAACAAAGCAGCAGUACCAAGUGGAGCAGCAAGCGGAGCAGCAACGCCAAGUAGCAGAGCAACAGCAGCACCUACUGGAGCAACAGCAUGUAACGGGACAGCAGUUAACAGGCCAGCAGCAUCAUCUAACGGGGCAGCAGCUAACAAGACAACAGCAGCAUCUGCUGGAACAGCAUCAUCUGACGGGACAGCAACAAACGACGGGACAACAGUAUCUGAUGGGACAGCAGCCGCAGCAAAUGACGGAGCGAGAGUUCGAGAGGAUUACAAGUCGGAUCAGCAAGGACGCGGGCAACAGCAACGACGACGAAACGAGCAACGACCGUUCAACGGGCCACGUGGACGAAAGAAAUUCAUGCGGUCAGUCCGCGAGUUUGAUCCAGACGGAGCUCUUCGUUUGUGGCCAGCAGAACAUAGUGCUGGUAUUGCUAAUGGAGAACGGUACUGCGAACAACCCCGAGCUAAUACACGCCCUCUGGCAAACCUGCGUGAGCACCCUAGGGAAGCUCGAAACGCGGCUACAGCAGUGCCUGGAGCCGCUGCCGUCUACAGACCACAAAGAACAGUACAGCAUCCUGAACGUGGACCCUCAGUGGGACACCAUCCAGAGAGCAGGUUUGUGGGGAAUCACCGAUCUAGAUAUCGUUUCCAGUCUUCACGACAGAUUCCUGCGUUCCCGUCGCCAAAAGAAUGGAUCGCAAUACUUAACGGAAUUAAUAAUCAGGAAGGAGGACUCGGUGAUUUACGGCAACCAGUGCGGGAGGAUGGAGGUGUUCUACCAGCAGACGGUGUCGCCGAGCAGCUUCGGGUCACUGCCAACUCCAGCGGACCUGAUGGGAAUAGUAGCCCUCAAAGCGAAACGUAGAUUGGAGAGAGAUCACGGAAUUGUACUGCUCUAAACGGAAUUGCAUAUCACUUGCGGUCGCAGUGAAGUGUGCACAGCGCCGCGAGGAUUGUUUUUUUAACCCUCGUGUGAUGGCGACAAGGGAGGGGAGAUAUUUCGCACGCUGGAGAAUUGAUUCGCGGAGAAUGUAAAUCGUACAGUUAUAUCCGCCGACAAGGUGUACUUCGCUGCUGAAUAAGGUAGUUAAUAACGAUAGUGUGUCCGUGUGUAUCUUUCUCGAUGUGUGAUUCACGACUGGGGAAAUUGGAGAAUACGAUUUUUCGAAAAUUCAAUUUGGAGAUGUAACUUUCUUUCCUUUAUUUUUCCUUGAUUUCUUCGAGUGUAAACUUCAUGACGACAAUACGAUGCGUCGUAACUGCAUGAGCGUGCGCCGCUGUUUUCCUGCGUAAGAGGAAAAUUUACGAUCUCAUAUUCGGUGACGGUGUGUGCUUUUUAUCACCGAACGAAACGAAAUACCGCGGAAAAGAAAUUACACGUGUAUGUAAUCAUCAUCACACGAGGGUUAAUCAACUUCUCCAUUCGAUACGUUGACGCAUGAUACGUUUAUGUUUUUUUUCUUCCCGGGUUUAGAAUACAUACCGUUUUUGUACAUAUUUUUCCACGCUUGCAGACUUAAGUGCAUCGAUUAAGUGCGAAUUGUCCGGCAUAUAUUGCGAGCUUGGCGAGGAAGUUCGUUCGACCGUGUCGAGAUGAUAAUUUUAAUGACCACGGUAAGGGGAGGAUACGCGGCAAAAAAAAAAACGGUUUUUCUACAUAUGUAUUUUUGUAAACACAGGAUAAAUUCGCAGGAAAAUUGGCCACGAUCGUGAACAAGAGCUUUUAUAUGUCGCCGAAGGGAGUCCCGGACGGCGCACUCCAUGGCAGGUUUUACUUUUUAUGUGAGCGCGACGAGCGCUCGUCCGGGGGGUGCGCAGUAACUUUAACAGCGCGUUUCUAUCCGUCUCGAGGAAUUUUCUACGAUUACAGCUGAUCGUCGACAUCUCGAGUCAACGUGUCCCCUCAUACAUAUGUAUCCCCCGUCGUUUCCCAUCGCGUAGAAUAGGCAUCGCAGCUUACAAUUUACUUUGUAUUGCGCAAGGUGUCCCAGAAUCGGGACGAGGAGUGGAUACGCGCACGGCCUCGUCUUCCUCUCGAGAUUCCAACGCCAUCUCGAAUCUCGGACGUUUCUCUCGGGGAAGUUUGUCGUCUGGCGCCGAUGGUUCCCUCGCAAUCCUGCGAAUCGAAAACGAAGCGUUCUGGAAGCGUUAUUCGUAACACGAUCUCUCAUCGAUCCAGAUUCUAUCCAAGGGUUCGGUCAGUGGGAUUCAUUGAACAUUGUAAUUCGAGGGGAACCGUCGAGAAACGAUGAUGAUGUCUGUUCGUCUUGUUAGGGGGGAAAAAAACAUACGAGAAAAGAGAACGAGAUAAAGGUGAGAUCGCGUCGGGUCUCGCGAGAAUCGCGAGUCAUGUCCAGUUACUGUCCACUGUCUGCUCCAAUUGUCGGACACCCUGUAUAUAGUAGAGUCGAUUAUUCCUUGUACAUAUGUGUGCGUGUGUGUGUAUGUGUGUGUCCGUGCGCGUGUGUGCAUAAUGAGUCAAUUUUUCGUAAUUUAUUGCUUGCGUUUCAACGGAGCGGACGCUUCCGCGGGUUGCUUCGGCUGCUGUUUUAUCAGAGCGACGCUGGCGGCAGCUGAGCGAGAGAGAACCGAAUGUUCAACGGGCUACGAGAAAUCCUCGAGGAACGCGAGCAAGGACGCGAUUCCCAGUGCGGAAUUAAGUCGAGAUGCGAUUAUCAUUUACCUGGUUUUCUUCGUACGGUAGCUUCGUCGUCGAAACGAAAAGACCGACCGUUCUUCCCGCCAGUUCGGACACCUGCGUUCAACAUCGUCGUUCAAUUGAUCCCGCCAAAUUGAUCCCGAAUCAUCUCGACUCACUUUCGCAACGAAGGGAUUCCUUCGUACCGCGCUCGCGGCUCUGGAAUUUUCGCGGCCCGGCGAGUAUUCGCGCGCAUGCGCGCGCGCGAGAAUCAGUAUUCCACGAUAUGUCCGUGUUAAAACGCGCCGCUGCGUCCAAUAUUUACUAGUCGUCCGGAUUGCUGCUUUCGUAGAAGCAGAGAAGAAACGAAUAGCGCAUCGAUCGAAUAAUGAUAAUAUCGAAUAAUUGUCGGGGCACGCGACAAUCGUAUCGUCGGUGGCCGGUCGUCGAUUUCCGCGUGAAAUACUUUGCCGCGCGCGACGUCGGGCGCGUGCUCGGCGCUUUAAAUCCGUUCUUCGCCGCGUCGCGACAUAAAUCUUACUCUUAAAAUGAAAAAAAAUGUCGACGAGCUCGCGCAAAAGUCACUCGCGCGGGAGACGAGUUUUGUUGUCUUCUUUUUCCUCCUCCUCUUUUUGUUUUCUUCUUUUUCUCCCUUUCUCACUGUUUUUAUCGUAGCAACGACGAUACGCGAACUGCAACUGCUUAUGUAAAUACAUACACACAUAUAUAUAUAUAUAUACAUAUAUAUACACACACACACACAUAUAUAUAUAUAUAUAUAUAUAUAUACAUUUAUAUAUUGCACGGAUUUCGGGGCUUUCUGGCGGGCGAGACCAAAUCGCGCGCGAUACGUUAUCGCGCGCGAUACGUUAUCGCGCUCGUUCCGCCGGGAUGAUCUUUUUUGGCAUUUUGCUUUCCGUAGAUCCUUCUGGGCUUUCGUUCGAGAGACGAAGUGUAAUAAAACGAUUCGUUGCUUUUCGAAUA